UAUUUUUUCCAAUAAUGCUACGUCUGUUAAAUGCCACAAAUUGUUUAAUGCGUUGGCCUCCAUUCUGGGUUCUGGGCUCCUCCAGCCCCUUGUGAUCUCAACGGCUCUCCAGCGAGCAACCACCGAGCGAUUUAUGCAAAUGCAACCAAUGCACUUAGCGCCGUUAAAUAAACAAAAGCAUUAUCAGCAACUGCAACCAGCCAGGCAGCCAGGCAACCAGGCAGCAGCAGCCAACCAGUGAGGCAGACUGGGAAUGCAAAAUGCAGAAAUGCAAGACAAUGCAUUAAAUUCCCUUUGCCAUAGUGUGGGCCAAGAGGAGGGUGGAGCCACAGUAACACACAUCAAAAAUUCACUAUGGAACUUAUCUAAAUGCACUAAAUUACACAUUAAGCAAGUAUCUUAAAUCAAGACUCUGGCAUACACGGCCACAAUCUAAGCGCAUAAACAACAAGAGCAAACGAUGAUGUUGUAGCCCAGUCGGAUACUCCCCCACACCCGAUAGACCCACUCUAGACCUCCCCUCUAGAACCACUCUAGACCCCCCUUCUUGCAAAAUGCAAAUUUACAUUUAUGGAAGGAGGGAAGCAAAUUGAGUUGGCAUGGUCAGGGACUGACUGGAGAUUGUAGACUCAAGACUUGCCCUAGCUGCUUAAUUUGCGUGCGAGCUUAUAUUUUUUGCUCCCACUGUUUGCGAUUGCUGAUGCUUCGGCUGCUGCUGCUGCCCUGCAUCGAUUAUGUAAAUGCGAAAAUUUCCAUUAAAUGCAUUGAAUUCCAUUACGAACGCAUCAUCAUCAGCAUCAUCAUCACAGUCGUCGUCGCAGUUGCAGUCCGCAGUUGAAGUCGUCGUUUUGGUGAAUGAACGAGCGUUGUAAACCAGAUCCGGAGGCACAUCCAGAAGCUGUAAGAGGGGGGUCGUGUGGAUCUCAGCUCGGGGCGCCCAUUGUCUUGCGGUUGCGAUUUUAUUGCCAGCCAGCCAGAGCCAGCUACCAGCUAACAGCACAAUGAAGUCAUUUGCUGUGGAAUGUUCGGCGGUCGGUUGAAGCUGGGCUGGCCUGGCAAGUGAAAAUGCCUCGGCCUGGCCUGCCCCCGGUCUCAGACCGAAUAUCGUAAAUCGCUUGCCAGUUGUUGCUCGGUUCGCUGAGGUAUUUUCAUUAGCCAAACACAAAUUGAGGCAACACGACACGAUACACAAACCGUAACCAAAACUCCAACCCAAAACCCCCAUCCAAAUCCAAGCCGAAACCAAAAGAAAAACACUUAACAUCCAAACGAAAAAGACUAAGCAAGCACCAAGGCCACAAAGCGCUGGCUUAAAAUUAGCUUAGCCACUCGUUGAACGAGAAAAACCAACAGAAACUACUGGUUAAACAUCUGUGGAGCAUUGGAUAUCUACCUGGAUUCACUCUACGGCUAAAAUGAUUGGCCAACAUGGCCCAAACAGAAGCUGGUUGCCAAAGGCUUAGGGGCAUUUAUAACAAACAGCGGCCGGGCUCAUAAUUUGCCUAGUUACAGUCCGGUCCAUAAUGAGGCGGGCGGGAGGAUGUGUGAAAAUUUCCAUUUCGGCCUCCAGCUGCAGCUGCAGCAUGGGGCAUUCAAAUGGAUCUUUUGUUUGCCGGCUUUCACUGCCGAGUGCGGCGGCAUCACUUUGUAUUUGGCUACGCAUUUCACACGUCGACCGAUGGAAAUCUCUCCGGCUUUGCCUGAAAACUCAACAAAACAACAAAAACUGUUACCGAAAUCGCAGUAUCAGCAAUCGGGAAAAUGUCACGAAAUCCUAAUCCCAAUCAAAGUAAGGAAUGUCCUACUUAUGAGUUCGAACGACCCAACAAGAAUCUGGUUCUCAUCAUCUUUACGGUGGCCGUCAUCAUGAAGCUGGGCAUUAUUCUGGCGGAGAUAUUGGUUUGAAUUUAAAAGAAAUUACCUGGAAUGAUACAAGCAGAAGUAAAGGUCUUAAUUAGUUGUUGUUUCGUUCAAGGUUUAUAUUUUAUAAUGUUCGAAUAGAAUGGAAUGUAAAUAAAGAUCAGUGAGUGGCGAUAAAA
Molecule: messenger RNA, 2039 nt
Organism: Drosophila bipectinata
Lineage: Eukaryota; Metazoa; Arthropoda; Insecta; Diptera; Drosophilidae
Source: RefSeq, a predicted model, not a curated record